Otolemur garnettii (small-eared galago) is the source of this 1184-nucleotide messenger RNA. It is a transcript of the gene CLNK, whose product is annotated as cytokine dependent hematopoietic cell linker. The transcript is spliced from 16 exons. Lineage: Eukaryota; Metazoa; Chordata; Mammalia; Primates; Galagidae. The record is from RefSeq and is a predicted model, not a curated record. Gene Ontology annotation, biological process: intracellular signal transduction; cell surface receptor protein tyrosine kinase signaling pathway. Bases 60 to 1184 code for a protein of 374 amino acids.
CUGUCCAAGAUGUUCAGGCUGAGCUGAAGAUCCCUCUUCUCUGCCGAGCGCCAAGAACCAUGAACAGGCAGGGCAACAGAAGGACAACAAAAGAAGGAUCCAGUGAUUUGAAAUUCCAGAACUUCGCUCUACUGAAAAAUAGGUCCUGGCCGCGCCUCAGCAGUGCCACAGGUGGGGACCACAGGGCCGGCGAGCCUCCUGACCACGAAAGGAAAUUUGCUGCAAUCCUCGAUGGAAUGAAAGGUCACAGUGACGAUGACUAUGAAGACCUGGACUUGCAGAUGGUGGAGGCGUGGCAGUCGAUGCAAAUCUCACCAGCCCCGCCCAUAAAGGAGUCUGAGUAUGCAGACACACGCUAUUUCAAGGGUGUGGUGGACGCUCCGCUUCCAUCGAACGCCAAGACCUCUCUCCCCACCGGGGUGCAAACCUGGAGCCUGCAGGAGAGGCUGGACGGAGUGCAGAAACCCAUCCCCAGGGACGUCAGAAGCCAGCAGGUCACAGGAGACAAAUCCAUAAAAAAGAACAAGACUCCAUUCCCACCUCCUCGGCCUCCUGCCGCACUCCUGAGGAAGCCCCAGCCCCUGCCCCGGGAGCCCAAGAGCUGCAGAUCUCUCCCUCCCAGAGGGCCCAGCUCUUCCUUCAUGGUGAGAAGCCCCAGUGUUCAAGACAGAGAUCCCAAAGGAAGCUGGCAGCCCUCCCCUCCUCAGAGGUGCCGGCCGCCAGCCUGCAUGGGCCCUCGUGGAGACCUGCCGCCCUGUGACAACACAGGCUGGAGAAAACCCCUCCCUGCCAGGCCUGGUGAAGAGACUGCCCAGAAGGAAUGGUACGUUGGGGAACACAGUCGCCGGGCAGCUGAGGCGGCACUAAUGCAGGAGAACAAGGACGGUACUUUCUUGGUCCGAGAUUGUUCCACGAAAUCCAAGGCAGAGCCGUACGUGUUGGUGGUGUUUUAUGGCAACAAAGUCUACAAUGUGAAAAUCCGCUUCCUGGAGGGGAACCAGCAGUUUGCCCUGGGGACGGGCCUCAGAGGAGAUGAGAAGUUCGAUUCGGUGGAAGAAAUCAUUGAACACUACAAGUACUUUCCUAUUAUACUAAUUGACGGGAAGGAUAAGACGGGAAGCCACAGGGAGCAAUGUUACCUCACUCAGCCGCUCCCCCGCGCCCGGCAUUUGUCACCACCCUAG